AUGGCCACAACUACCACAACAACUACAACCACAACCACCACAACCACCACGACGACAACCACCACCACCACGACAGUUCCGACCACCACUACGACCACCACAACGACAGUGCCGACCACCACCACCACCACCACAACGACAGUGCCGACCACCACCACCACCACCACCACGACAGUGCCGACCACCACCAAAAUGACCACAACCACAACAACCACAAUGGCCACAACUACCACAACAACUACAACCACAACCACCACAACGACCACAACCACCACGACGACAACCACCACAACGACCACAGUGCCUACCACCACUACCACAACCACAACAACGACAACGACCACAGUGCCUACCACAGACACAACGAUGACCACGGUGACUACUGAGGUCAUAGAGGAGGAGACCACGGUGCCUGAGGUUGUCCGCCAGAGCCCGGCCCCCAGCAAUCCUCUCUUGUACCCCACACUCAUCCCAUCCCUGGUUGUGAUCCCACUGCUGAUUGUCUGCAUCUGCUGCUACAAGAGGGUUGUCCAAGAGCCACCACCAGCCCAGAAACCAGAAAGGCCGUGCCCUGUACACAAAUGUACCACAGUGAUUGUCCCCUACUGUGAGUGCGAGGAAGACAGUAUAAGACGGAUGGAGGGAAAACUGAACACCUUGUGCGCCUUGGUUCAGUGCUGCAGCCAGAUGCCACUGAUGUGGUAUCAGCCCAGGGACAUGAGAAGAUUCCUUUCCAUCUAGACUUUGAAGACCCAGUCAAGUUUUCCUUUGACACUAAUGUUUGUGAGGACUAUCAACAAUCAAGGCUCCACUGUGAAAAUGUCAGAACACAUUGUGAAAAUGUCAGCAUGAGGCUGAAGCAUCAACCUGGACCACAGA
Messenger RNA from Sus scrofa (pig), 879 nucleotides. The record is from RefSeq and is a predicted model, not a curated record. NCBI's taxonomy places the organism in Eukaryota, Metazoa, Chordata, Mammalia, Artiodactyla, Suidae.